CGCGCGCAGCGAGGGGUUCUUUGCGUAACACCGGAACUGUGAUGUGAGGACCGCUAAAGCCCCACUGCUCCACUACACUAUUAUUGUUCAUAUGAUUAAUUUCACUUCACUCAAGUUUUCCUGCCAUGACGCGGUGGAUUCCCACUAAAAGAGAGAAAUAUGGAGUGGUUAUCUAUAACUAUGAAUCCAGAGGAGAGCCAGAGCUGAGUCUUCAGGUGGGGGACACGGUACACAUACUUGAGACGUUUGAAGGGUGGUACCGAGGAUACACACUACGACAGAAAUCACAAAAGGGCAUUUUCCCUGCCAACUAUAUUCAUUUGAAAGAAGCGAAAGUUGAGGGAACCGGGAAACAAGAGACUGUUGUACCUACAGAUGUGCCCUUGGUCCAGGAGCUGGGCACCACAUUACGAGAAUGGUCACAAAUAUGGCACAAGCUUUAUGUGAGCAACAAGACCACGCUGUUCCGGAGCGUUCAGCAGAUGGCCUACAGCUUGAUCGAGUACCGCUCGCACUUUGUGUCUGGUACGCUUCCCAACGACGACCUUGUGGAGCUCAAGAAGAAAGUCACAGCGAAAAUUGAUUAUGGGAACAGGAUUCUGGGUCUUGAUUUAGUGGUGCGCGAUGAAGCAGGAAACACAUUAGACCCCGAACGCACGAGCACAGUCAGUCUCUUCAGGGCUCACGAGUCAGCAUCACGCAGUAUUGAUGAGAAGAUACAGGAGGAGAAGAUGCGGCUUCAGAACCUGGAGAAGCGGCGUCAGACUCUCUUCAGCGGUGUGCACACGUACAGCCUUCUAAUAAAUCUCAGAAAUUUUGUAUGCAACAUCGGCGAGGACGCAGAACUCUUCAUGUCAUUAUACGAUCCUGACAAAUCUGAGUUUAUCAGUGAAAACUUUCUGGUACGGUGGGACAGCACAGGCAUGCCGAAAGAGAUCGAAAAACUCAACAACCUUCCUGCACUCUUCACGGAUCUGAGUAGCAGUGACCUCAUCAGACAGCGUCUCUUCCUGGUGUGUCAGAUCAUCCGUGUGGGCUGCAUGGAGCUGAAGGAGGGAAAGAAACACACAGGGGGACUGCGGAGGCCGUUUGGAGUAGCAGUCAUGGAUAUCACUGAUAUUGCUCAAGGGAACAUUGAUGAUGAUGAUAAGCAGUAUUUCAUCCCAUGUCAACAGAUUGCCAUGGAAACGUACAUCCGUCAGAGGCAGCUAAUCAUGUCUCCUCUCAUCCCGUCUCGUGUCAUUGGCGAGAAUGAGCCUCUCGCUGCUGUCUUCAACAAGGUCAUAGCAGCGCGAGAGUUUAACCACAAAGGACAGGGUUUGUUUGUGACCCUAAAGCUGCUCCCUGGAGAUGUGGUUCAGGUUCAAAAAAAUUACCCUCAUUUUGUGGAUCGCACAACAGCUAUAGUCAGGAAAAUGGGCUUUCCUGAAAUUAUCCUGCCAGGUUAUUUAAGGAAUGAUAUAUAUGUUACGCUGCUACAAGGAGAAUUUGAUCGUGGCAAAAAAAAGACCCCCAAAAAUGUAGAAGUUAUGAUGAGCGUGCUGGAUGAGGAUGGAAAUCCCAUGGAGAAAGCCAUGUUUCCUGGAGCUGGUUAUGAAGGGAUCACUGAAUACAAGUCUGUCAUCUACUAUCAAGUCAAGCAGCCCUGCUGGAAUGAGACGGUUAAGGUGACCAUUCCCAUUGAGGAUGUGUGUCGAUGUCAUCUGAAGCUCACCUUUAGACACAGAUCGUCUCAAGAUUCUAGAGAUAAGUCCGAGAAGCCUUUUGGCAUGGCUUUUGUUCGCCUGAUGAAGUCGGAUGGCACCACACUUCCAGAUGGAAAACACAAGCUCAUUGUCUACAAGGUAGAUGUGAAGAAAGCUGACGAUGCCAAGACGUAUUUGACUCUGCCUGGUUCGUAUGCUGAUGUGGAAGAGAAAGAGAGACAGACGGGAAAAUCCUUUCAUCAUGGUGGCAUCAUUCCCAUCACCAAAGACAGCUUCCAGAUCGCCACCCUCACCUGCUCCACAAAGCUUACACAAAACGUUGACCUUCUGGGGCUUCUCAACUGGAGAUCAAACACUGAGAGACUUGAAGAAAUCCUUCAGAAACUGAUGGAAGUAGAAGGAGGGGAGAUAAUUAAAUUCUUGCAGGACACACUGGACGCUCUCUUUAAUAUCAUGAUGGAGACCUCAGAGGAAGAAACCUAUGAUACACUGGUUUUCAACGCCUUGGUUUUCAUCAUCUCACUCAUCGGUGAUGUAAAGUUUCAGCAUUUCAACCCUGUUUUGGAGACCUACAUUAGCAAUCACUUCAGCGCUACUCUGGCGUACCAGAAGUUGACCAAAGUGUUGAAUUAUUUUGUGGGCCAUGCUGAGGACCCGGCUCAUACGGAGCGACUGUACGCCGCUUUGAAAGCCUUCAAGUAUCUUUUUUAUUUCAUUGUGCAGUCUCGGAUUCUCUAUUUGAGGUUUUAUGGGAAAAGUGAAGAUGGAGGGCAGUUUCUCGACUCCAUUCGGACCUUAUUUCUUUCUAUCAGUAUUCUGAUGGACAGACCUCUGGAUGAAGGAGUUAAGAUAAAGGCAGCAAUCUUGAAAUAUCUUCCCACCAUCAUCAAUGAUUUGCAGAAGGUCUUUGACGCUGUAGAGCUCAGUGUUCAGCUGGCUAAGUUCAUCGAAAGCAUCCCAGAUUCUCAGAUGGUGAGGCAGAAGCUGGGCUGUCUGGUGAAAGUUGUUGAAAGUAACCUGUUCAAACAGCCAGACUGCAGAGAUGUUUUGUUGCCUCUGAUCACAGAUCAGUUGAGUGGGCAGCUGGACGAUAACUCCAACAAACCUGAUCUCGAGGCUUGUGUCCAGCUGCUGAGCACCGUCCUGGACAUGCUGGACUGUAAAGACGUGGGUCCCACAUGCGGUCAUGUGAAGUUAAUCGUGGACCGUCUCUUGCGGAGGGUCAACCGUACGGUCAUCAACCUGAGUUUGGACUCUCCCUUCUUAGGCCACUACCUGGCAUGCAUGACUGCUAUCCUGAAACAAAUGGAAGACGCACAUUAUGCACAAUACAUCAGCACCUUCAAAACCAGGCAGGACAUUAUCGACUUUCUAAUGGAGACUUUCAUCAUGUUCAAAAACCUGAUGGGCAACGUGUUUCCGCCCGACUGGAUGAUCUUGAAUCUUCACCAAAUGAAAGUCUUUCUGUGGGCGAUUGACCAGUAUUCAGAUGUUCUCAACAGAUACUUCCUGGACUCCACACACUUCCACUUGCAGCUUUGGAACAAUUAUUUUCACCUGAUUGUUGCCUUCCUUACCCACAAGUCCUUGCAGCUGGAGUCUUUCUCGCUCGAGAAGCGCAACAAGAUUCUCAACAAGUACGGAGACAUGCGGAAGAGCAUCGGCUUCAAGCUGAGAGAUAUGUGGUACAACCUCGGCCAAGAGAAGAUGAAGUUCAUCCCUACGAUGGUGGGGCCGAUCCUGGAAGCCACGUUAGUGCCGGAGCCGGAGCUGAGGAAAGCCAUCAUCCCCAUCUUCUUUGACAUGAUGCAGUGCGAACACCAUUUCAGCACCAACCACACCUUUCAGAAGUUUGAGAAUGAGUUAAUCACAAAACUAGACCAGGAAGUUGAAGGAGGCCGCGGGGAUGAACAAUACAAGAUUUUGCUGGAGAAAACGCUGUUGGAGCGCUGUCGUCGGCACCGGUAUCUGUCUCAGUCUGGUGAGGCCUUGGCUCUUCUUUUAAGUAGUCUGCUGGAGAACCUGCUGGCUUACCGCACCAUCACCCAUGAUGAGAGCCCGGAGCUCCGCAUGAUCUGCACCGUCAACGUCCUGAACUUUUACAAAGAAAAAAAGAGGGAGGAUAUUUAUAUCCGGUAUUUGUACAAGCUACGUGAUCUACAUCUAGACUGUGAGAACUACACAGAGGCGGCCUACACCCUGCUGCUCCAUGCUGAACUGCUGGAGUGGUCCGACAAGCCAUGUGCGCCCCACCUGAUCCCAUGGGACGGAACUCAGGGGUGGACGCAACAAGAGCUAAAGGAAAGACUUUUUCAGGAGAUAAUGUGCAAUCUGGACAAAGGCAAAAUGUGGGAGAAGGCCAUCGAGAUGGCCAAACAGCUGGUUAAACUUCACGAAAACCAAAUGUUUGAUUUCAUAGAGCUCAGUCAACUGCUGAAACAGCAGGCGCAGUAUUUUGAGAACAUCAUGCACGCAAUGAGACCCCAGCCGGAAUAUUUCGCAGUGGGAUACUAUGGACAGGGUUUUCCAUCCUUCCUCAGGAACAAAAUGUUCAUUUACCGUGGUAAAGAGUAUGAGUGGCUGGAGGACUUCAGCUUGAAGCUGAUGUCUCAGUUUCCCAAUGCAGUGAAGAUGACCAUCACAUCGCCCCCUGGUGACAACAUCUGUAACUCACCCGGUCAGCAUAUUCAGUGUUUUAUGGUGAAGCCUGUCCUAAACUUACCUUCACAUUUCAAGGACAAGGAGCUUCCUGAACAAAUCCUCAAUUAUUACAGGACAAACGAGGUGGAAAAGUUCCAAUAUUCAAGACCAUUCAGGAAAGGAGAAAAAGAUCCUGACAAUGAGUUUGCUACCAUGUGGAUCGAAAGGACCACCUUUAUCACAGCAUACCGCUUCCCAGGAAUCCUCAAGUGGUUUGAAGUGAAAUCCAUGUCGGUGGAAGAGAUCAGCCCUUUGGACAACGCCAUAGAAACAAUGGAGCUGACCAAUGAGAAGCUGAGUAAUUUGGUGCAGCACCAGGCGUGUGACCGCUCUCUUCCUGUGCACCCCCUCUCCAUGAUGCUCAAUGGAAUCGUGGACCCAGCUGUCAUGGGUGGCUUUUCCAACUACGAGAAGGCGUUUUUCACAGAGGCCUACAUGAAGAAGAACCCCGACCACCUGGAACGCAUUGAAGUCUUAAAACACCUGAUUGCAUUGCAGGUCCCGCUGCUUGAUGAGGGGAUUCGGAUCCACGGGGAGAAAUCCACAGAACAGCUCAAACCACUUCACAACAGACUCGUCACCUGCUUCCAGGACCUGCGUGCUAAAGUGGAGAAACUCUACGGUGUCAUUACUCUUCCCUGCUCUCUGACAGAGAAGAAAAAGAGUCGCGUGGGGUCGGUGGUGAUGCCGUACAUCAUGUCCUCCACACUCAGACGGAUGUCCACCAUCUCAAACGCCUCCUCUGGACACUCCACCGGCUCAGGAUCCUCCGAUGGAAACUCCUCCAGACCUGCUUCCCAGGACUCGCUGCUCUCCCGUGUGAGCGACAGCAGGGUUUCAGUUCUGUCUCGCUCGGAGGAAGAUAAUCGGAUAAGUAUAAGGAACAGGAAAGAAUGGAGUAUGAGCAAGUCUCAGGUCUUACUGGAGCGACCCGCUGACAGCGACGAGAUUCCUCCAGAGAAGCAGCCAAGGCCUAAAAGUCUGACGCUAGGAGAUCGGAGGCUAACACUGUCGCCGUUUCAUGGAGAAUCAUCCAGUUUGAGUUUACACAACCCUGUCAGCCCUAUGCCUGCCUCACCGCACACACCACGCAGCUCCAGUUACACGUGUCUCCCAAGCGAGAGUGACUUCAGCUCAUUGGACAUCAUGAACACCCCUCCACCAAUGCCACCCAAAAAACACCCUCACGAGAGUGAGAGCAUCUAUAACUCCACCUCUGACUUAACGCCACCUUUACCGACGAAAGCUGAAAACAAGCCUCCACCGCCGCCACCCAAAACACGCAAGUCCAUGUUUCCCACCAACGAGAGCAAUCCACAGUAAACCCAGUCCAGUUCUCCUGACGCCCGCGGUACUGUCUCUCAGAUAAUUGUGUGCUGUGAAAAAACCCCACUACUUAAUGGUACUUCUUCCUCUUUUAAAGGGGUCCUAUUAUGCUCUUUUACAAGGUCUUGAUUUUUCACAUAUUUUACAUUAUGACAAUACCUCUCUCCCUAGUCUGGCAUGAACAGCUCAAAUAGUUCCUGUAUCAAAUGAAGGCCCGCCUUCUGGAAUUGGAGAUGUGCUGUGAUUGGUUAGCUGGGCCAGUGUGUGCUUUGAUUGGUUAGCUUGGCCAGUGUGUGUUGUGUGAUUGACAGCACUCGGUGCCUGGUGGGGAAAUGUCCUGCCUCUUACUAAAGAGCUUCAGUGUAAAUAUUGCAUUAAAAUCAAAUCAAUUUGAGUCGAAAAUGCAGGAAAAUGUGCGUUGUAAUCUAAAGGAAUCAAUCGUUGAAGUUUUUGAAAAGUGAUUUCUGUUAAAUAAAAUAUCUCUUUUUGAAUUGGACUUUGAGCUUUGUAACUUUGCAGAUAUGUUUUAUGCCCAAACAGCAACAUUACAAACUAAAGUUGAAAAAGUGAAAAAGCAUAAUGGCACCCCUUUAAAAAAUUCAGAGCUGAGAUAUUGUUUGUCAUGGUUUUUUGAAAUUUCUGAUUAAACCUGUUUAUAAUUUAUUUUUGGUAGCCAAAACAGCAGUUUCAUCAUGAUAAAGCAUUAUUAUAAUUUUUUUAUUUGGAAAUGGACCUCCAGUGUGUAUUUAUUCAGAACUGCUGGGCAGGAACGUGACUGUUGGUUGGUUGGUUUGUUUAAAGUUUAAAUCAGCCUCACAUCCACUGGAUUAGUUUUAUCUCAACCUGUAUCUGUGCCUUAUAAAUCGAGAUAUUUAAAGUUAAUGAAUCUGUUCACAAAUUCACUUUGCACAUUGCUCAUAGUUGUCUGGUUGCAUGUUCACGCAGUUAAAACUUUUGUAUUUGGACCUCUUGCACAGUUAGCAUUACUUCUCCCUUUAAGCAAGAAAAUACUCUUGAUAGUGUUAUUUUUUUUCCUCACUCCACAGAGCAAUAUUUGUAUUAAAAAUCCCAAACUUUUAAAAAAUCCUGUGCAUUAAAUUUUAUUGAAGAGAAUGCAGAAGAUGCAGUAUAAAACUCCAGGCUUUCUGAAAUUAUUUAAAAGUCUACAUUUAUUUUUGUCAUGAUAGCAAAAAAGAUGUGCUUGAAUUCAGGAAUGCUACCUAUUGUGUCAACACUUAAAGGAAUAAUUCAUCUCAAAAUUACCAUUUGCUAAAAAUGUGCUCCCCCGCUCAGGCCAUCCAAGAUGUAGAUGAGUUAGUUUCUUCAUGGUAACAGAUUUGGAGAAAUGUAGCAUUCCAUCACUUGCUCAGUGGAUCAUCUGCAGUGAAUGGGUGCCGUCAGAAUGAGAGUCUAAACAGCUGAUAAAAACAUCAAGUAACAACAAGUAAUCCACACCACUCCAGUCCAUGCACUAAUUAUCAAUAAUCCAUUAAAGCAGUUUAAUUUGAAGCCAUUACUUCUGGCCAAAAUAUGAGUCCAUAAUAAUGUUUCCUCCAGUGAAAAAUUCAAGUUUGUCCUAUCACAUCAAAAUCCACCCACAUAUCUGUUUAGAAUUAUUAUGGACUGUAUUAACUUGUAAAUGCUGCUGGAUCUGUGCAUAUUUCUCUCCUGAUUCAGACAAGAAAGCAAUAUUUUGGAAAAUGAACUUUCAGCCAGAAGUUUGAAAUUAAAAACCUGUUAAUGAUAGACUUGUUUCUUACAAACGAACACACUUAUUCUGACGGCACCCAUUCAACUGCAGAGGAUCUACUGAUGAGCAAGUGAUGUAAUGCUACAUUUGUUUCUCUUAUGGGGAAACAAACUUCUCUACGUCUUGGAUGGACUGAGGAUGAGGUAUUUUUCAGCAAUUUUUUAUUUUUGUGUGAACUGUUUCUUUAAAUGCCACCUAAUUGGAACAUUUUAUUUCGGAGCAACAUUGCUCUGUGAAACAAGCCAGUAACGUUUCAGAUCACCAAGUCAGAUUUAGGGCUUGCUUGUUCAUUUACCUCAAGUCAAAAUAUCACACUUCAGCAGCACAUGCACUGUAUUUGUACACUGUAUUUUUUGCUUAUGGUAUUUUUUUUAUUUCUUUAUAAGAUAUGUUUAGAUUGUUUUUACUUUUGUGAUUCAACAUUUUUAAUUUUCGUGAUAAAAAUGCAACUAAAUUAUUAAUUGUCAUGUUGUUGAAUGCGCGUUGCAUUAAACAGCAUGACAAUUAAUAAUUGAAAGUUGCAUUUUUAUAAUAAAAAAAAACUUAAUUCAGUAAUGAAAUUAUUACAUAAAGAUAUCAGAAUAGCAGGAUUGGUUCACUGGUUAAAAACUACACUUGGUCUCUCUGCAUUGUUUUAUCCUUGUAAUGUGUUCUUUAUAAUAAGGUAGUUUUCAUAAAGAUUGCAUAGUUUUGUACUUUAAUAGUGUUUUUUGCAAAUAUGGUAAUAUUUAAUUCAUAUACUGUAAUAUUUAAUUCAUGGAAAAUUCUAGUUCUGCAUGAAAUGUUUUGUACAUUCUGUAUUCAAUCGCACAAUUAUCAGAACAAAUGUGACAAAGUUGGCAAAAUUCCAGGGAAAACCAAACCUAUGUUUUUUAAAGGGAUUUUAAGUGUAAAUAUGGACUUUCUUUGCUGAAUUAUUUAAACUUGUAACUAUAAUAUAAAUGAGAUUUAAAUGAAUGAAAUAGUGAAAUAUUUUAUUUUGUUUCAUUCUGAGCAAAAAUACAAACCAAGGUUACUCUGUCCUACAUCAUUUCAACAUCCAAAAACUGUUUUAGUAUAGUAAAUGCAUGCAUUUUUCAAGUAAUUUAAUUAUUCUUUUGCACUCAAAGUGGACAGUUUUCACAACCUGCAGGCAGAAACCCCUGAAAACCAAUGGGAAACAACCAAUCAUAACUGUUAUUUGAGAAUUUUUGCACUCCAGUUUGAAUAAAGCGGCAAAAUUAAUCUUGGACUGUUUACUAGUUUUUCACUAAAGGGUUUUAAGUCAAAUGACCUGUAAAAUGCCCAACUUUAGCAGAAAAACAAAUAAAGUGGUUUGGUCUAUAUAACUAAUUUUACCCUUCAUGACAACUCUGAGAGGCGUGUUUUAAUAUAUUUUUUGUUUUUUAUAACUCAUCCUUUUAAAUUAUAUCAAGCCUUAAAAUUCUGCAUAAUUAGGGGUGUGGCCACUUGAGUGACAGGUGGAUUGCUGCUGCUGUCACCACUGUAGGACUGGUUUCAGCAACCAACUCCACAAACGUCCCGCCUCUUUUCCCAUUUUUGAUUAUCCAGGAGUGACGCGCUGCCAAAAUGGCGACGUUCGGUGACCUCACGGACACACUACAUCCAUGUUUUUAUACAGUCUAUGUGUUAAAGUAGCCCGAUUCCGAGAAAAACUCAGACUCUGCAACACUGUCAAUGAUCUCCCCGAGAGGUCAGACUGUAUUCGGGGGAAAUCUGCGGGUGAUAAGCUCUCGGCAAUCUUUGUCUGUGAAUAUACUAAAUAUUUUAUAUUUUUUGUGUGAAAUAUGUAUAAUAUACGGUGUGUUUUUGCUUGAAUAAAGAGUAACUUGUCACAGUGAUCUUA
Carassius gibelio (silver crucian carp) is the source of this 9328-nucleotide messenger RNA. RefSeq names its product dedicator of cytokinesis 5 (gene dock5). The coding region runs from base 126 to 5729 and encodes 1867 amino acids. Gene Ontology annotation, molecular function: small GTPase binding; guanyl-nucleotide exchange factor activity. The record is from RefSeq and is a predicted model, not a curated record. The transcript has 51 exons. Gene Ontology annotation, cellular component: plasma membrane; cytoplasm. Lineage: Eukaryota; Metazoa; Chordata; Actinopteri; Cypriniformes; Cyprinidae. Gene Ontology annotation, biological process: cell migration; small GTPase-mediated signal transduction.